This is a messenger RNA of Cornus florida, 1713 nucleotides long. RefSeq lists its product as uncharacterized. Lineage: Eukaryota; Viridiplantae; Streptophyta; Magnoliopsida; Cornales; Cornaceae. Gene Ontology annotation, molecular function: nucleic acid binding; RNA-DNA hybrid ribonuclease activity. The coding region runs from base 1 to 1713 and encodes 570 amino acids. The transcript has a single exon. The record is from RefSeq and is a predicted model, not a curated record. Gene Ontology annotation, biological process: DNA integration.
AUGCCUCCAAGGAAGAAAUGGCCGUUGAAGCUUUAUCUAUCAGCCGCGGAAGAAUCAAUUGGUAGUUUGCUUGCUCAGAAUAAUGAACUAGGGAAGGAACAGGCUGUUUAUUAUUUAAGCAAAGUACUAACUGAUGUUGAAUGCAGAUAUUCUUCAAUUGAGAAGCUUUGUUUAUCUUUGUAUUAUUCAGCCAUGAAAUUAAGAAUAUAUAUGCGGCCGGUUGAUGUUUACAUUCUGUGUCAAACUAACGUGACUAAAUAUAUGCUAUCAAGGCCAUUGAUCACUGGCCGAAUAGGUAAGUGGGCAUUGGCCUUGAUGGAAUUUAAUUUUAUUUUUGUUCCACAAAAAUCAUUUAAAGGAAGGGUUCUGGCUGAUUUCUUGGCCGAUCAUCUUUCAACUAAAAUUGAUCCACAGGUAUUUGAUGAAUUGGAGUCAUCAGCCAUAUUCCUAACUCCUUGGAUAUUGAUGUUUGAUGGAUCAAGCACGGCCGAUGGAGCAGGGGCAGGUAUUGUUAUCAUUUCACCAGCCGAAAGAAAGACUUCAUUUUCAUUCUUUUUAGAUUUUAAAUGUUCAAAUAAUCAGGCCGAAUAUGAAGCACUUAUAAUCAGCUUGGAAAUUCUAAUUGAAAUGGUUGUUGGGGAUGUUAAGAUUUUAGGAGAUUCAAACUUGGUACUAAGUCAAAUUACUGAAGAUUUCAAAUGUUUAAGUUGGCAAUUAAGGCCGUUUCAUUCUCUGGCCACUUCAUUGUUGAAUCAAUUUAAUACUGUUCAACUUAAGUUUUGGCUGAGAGGACAGAAUAAAGAGGCUAAUAACAUGGCCCAAGCAGCAUCUGGAAUUAGAAUACCAAUUGGAAUGGAGGAACAGUUGAUAAAAAUCACACGAAGAUCAUUACCUUCGGCUGAAUUAAGAAAUACUAUGUUAGCCGACUCCUGGGUAAUUGAUAUAGAAGAUCAGGCCGAUGAUGAUUGGAGGAUACCAUUCAUAAUGUUUCUCCGAAAUCCAAACAUCAAGGCUGAUAGAAGUAUCAAGAGAAGAGCAAUCAAUUUUCUACUUCUUGAUGGGGAUUUAUAUAGAAAAGGGCUUGAGGAUGGACUUUUACUACAAUGCAUAAGUAAAGAAGAGUCAUUUCAGGUUAUGGCUGAGGUACAUGAAGGCAACUGUGGAGCCCACCAAGCUUGGAUAAAGAUGAGAUGGCUGAUUCGAAGGUAUGGAUAUUAUUGGCCAAGGAUGAGAAAGGAUUGCAUAGAUUAUGCAAAAAGGUGUCAGGCCUGUCAAACACAUGGGCCGAUUCAAAAUGUACCAGCAAAAGAAUUACAGAUAAUAGUCAAAUUAUGGCCGUUUAGAGGUUGGGGCCUUAACCUUAUAGGUAAAGUCAAUCCACCAUCAAGUGAAGGCCAUCACUGGGUGAUUGUUGCUAUAGAUUACUUUACUAAAUGGGUUGAGGCUAAAGCUUGCAAAACAAUUGAUCUACAAACAGUGAUUAACUUCAUGGAACAACAUAUUGUCCAUAGAUUUGGAAUUCCAGAAAAAUUUAUUUCAGACAAUGCAACAGUGUUUAGGGCAGUUGAUGUACUACAAUUCGGCCAUAAUAUGAACAUUCAUAUGUCAGCCUCUACACCAUACUAUGCCCAAGCAAAUGGUCAGGCCGAGUCCUCAAACAAAAUUUUGAUAGAGAUCAUUGAAAAAAUGAUCAAAGAUAAACCAAGAAGAUGA